AUGUUUGGUAUACGUCGUGUCGCUGUUAUUUCAGGAGAGAUUCAGCUGAAAGUCUUGCAUCACCUUGCAACAAACAGCAUAACAAAAAGACAGAUUCCAAGGAAAGUUAUACCAGUUAAAUAUAAUCGACACUACUUCUCUUCAAAAGCAGACCCGCGCAUUGCUACUUAUGAAGAUGUUUCCAAUGGUAUCAAACAGCCUAAAACUUUUAUAGUUGAUGUGCGUAACCCUGAUGAGGUCCAAUCUACGGGUUUAAUUCCAUCAAGUAUUAAUAUUCCACUGAAUAACAUACAACAAGUACUCAGUUCAAUGUCUGAAGAAGAAUUCAAAAGAAACUACCAGAGGAACAAACCAAAACAGUCUGAUGAAAUCAUUUUCUAUUGUAAAGCAGGAAAUAGGGCUACAAAAGCAACAGAUUUAGCCCUAAGUCUAGGAUACUUAAAAUCAAAAAAGUAUUUAGGAAGCUGGAAUGAGUGGUCAAGUAAACAAAGUUAA
Molecule: messenger RNA, 495 nt
Organism: Leptosia nina
Lineage: Eukaryota; Metazoa; Arthropoda; Insecta; Lepidoptera; Pieridae
Source: the annotation of a GenBank genome assembly